CAACACGGAAUACAGGGCGGAUAGUCAACUCGAAGGAAUCAGAGGUCAGCGCGUAGACGAUUAACGCCAUUCCUAUCGUUCUCAACACUAAUAAUUUUUGUGCUGUAUAUGUUGACUGAUACUUUGUCCCCAUUUUUUGGGUUUACUCUGGAGUUCCGAUCGAUUCUGUGAUUUAAAAAUCAGAGGUAGUUGGGCAUUAUUCAGCUAGUCAAUGAUGGUAAAGGAGACGGAAUACUACGACGUGCUAGGGGUCAGUCCAACGGCUACAGAGUCCGAGAUCAAGAAAGCUUACUACAUCAAGGCUCGAAAGGUACACCCAGAUAAAAACCCAAAUGAUCCUCUCGCUGCACAAAAUUUUCAGGUUUUGGGAGAGGCUUACCAGGUAUUGAGUGAUCCAGCCCAAAGGCAAGCAUAUGAUGCUUAUGGGAAGUCAGGAAUUUCAACUGAAGCAAUUAUUGAUCCUGCAGCAAUCUUUGCUAUGCUUUUUGGAAGUGAGCUAUUUGAGGAAUAUAUAGGACAGCUUGCCAUGGCAUCAAUGGCUUCUUUGGACAUUUUUAACGAGGGGGAACAAUUUGAUGCUAAAAAGUUGCAGGAGAAAAUGAGGGUUGUUCAGAAGGAUAGGGAAGAAAAGCUUGCAACUAUACUAAUAGAUCGACUCCACAAAUAUGUACAAGGUAACAAAGAUGAGUUUAUUAAUAAUGCUGAAGCCGAAGUUUCAAGGCUCUCUAAUGCAGCCUAUGGUGUUGACAUGUUGAAUACAAUUGGUUAUAUAUAUGCAAGACAAGCUGCAAAAGAGCUUGGGAAGAAAGCAAUUUAUCUGGGAUUGCCAUUUGUUGCUGAAUGGUUUAGAAACAAAGGCCACUAUAUAAAAUCUCAAGUAACGGCAGCAACAGGUGCCAUUGCUUUGAUACAGCUGCAAGAGGACAUGAAAAAGCAGCUUAGUGCUGAAGGAAAUUAUACGGAGGAAGAGCUUGACGAAUACAUACGAUCCCACAAGAAAUUGAUGACAGAUUCUCUGUGGAAGCUUAAUGUAGCUGAUAUUGAAGCCACACUUUCCCGUGUUUGUCAGAUGGUUCUUCAAGAUAACAAUGCCAAGAAAGAAGAUCUUCAUGCACGAGCAAAGGCACUGAAAACUCUUGGUAAAAUUUUUCAGAGGGCCAAGUCAACCAAUGGAAGUGAGAAUGAAACUGUGUCAAGCAGUGGAGUACAAAAACUGGAUGGAAGUGAAUCUGGCUGUGAUAUUGAUUCUUCUUAUAUGUCGCCAGAAUCUUCUCAGUCCACAUCUGUAUCUCAGAGCCCGUAUGUGGAAGCCCCAUAUUUCUUAGACGGUCAUUUUGGCUAUAACUUUCCAAGCCCAGCCGCCCCACCUGGUGUACAGAGACAUCCUUCAAGGGGCAGGGAAUGAUGUUGAAGAAAUGUGAUAUGAUGGGUGAUGCAUGUUGUGUAUCCCUGCUAUAUGUAUGAUGUUAUGGGUGAUGCGUGUUGUGUAUCCCUGCUAUAUGUAUGAUGUUAUGGGUGCGGUAUGUAUGGGCCUUGAGUUUGCAUGGGUUGGAUGCAUCAUUAUGAGUAGUUGAUCUUGAAAGCACAUCAUACAGUGUUUGGUCAUGGUGCAUUUUACUGAAGAUGGGAGAGAUUGUUGGAGGAGAUAGCUCUUACCACUGUUUCUAUCUGGCUGCCUGAUAUUUUUAUUAGUAUAUUCUGUCACAGUAGAGUUUGCUUUCUGGGUGUGCGUAUUGAGUGUGUUUCUGAGUCACAGGUGUUCAUUAAGAUUAAAGUCUUUGAUUAGUUAUUUUUAUUUACUUGAAGAUUGAUGUAUCAUUGAUAUUCUGAUAUUUUAAUGUAGUUCGCGCGCGGAGCUAGUGUUUUA
Messenger RNA from Mangifera indica (mango), 1867 nucleotides. Its product is annotated as chaperone protein dnaJ 10-like. Lineage: Eukaryota; Viridiplantae; Streptophyta; Magnoliopsida; Sapindales; Anacardiaceae. The transcript is spliced from 10 exons. The record is from RefSeq and is a predicted model, not a curated record. The coding region runs from base 212 to 1405 and encodes 397 amino acids.